UUUUUAAAUUGUGUUAGCAUGUUACAUAAGUUUUAUAAAUUGUGUUAGCAUGUUAUAUAAGUUUUAUAAAUUGUGUUAGCAUGUGUUAUAAGUUUUAUAAAUUGUGUUAGCAUGUUAUAUAAGUUUUUUAAAUUGUGUUAGCAUGUUACAUAAGUUUUAUAAAUGGUGUUAGCAUGUUAUAUAAGUUUUAUAAAUUGUGUUAGCAUGUUAUAUAAGUUUUAUAAAUUGUGUUAUACAACACAAUGUGUUAGCAUGUGAUAUGUAGAUACCUGAGCCUCAGAGGGUUUUUGUUUCUGUUGAUCUGUUGGUAUGUUGCCCUGAAACACAUUCUGCUAAUCAGCAUAAUUCUCACUUGUUUACUGGUUUGACUUGCGGCAGAACACUUGUGUCAAACAAAAAAAACAUGCUCAUAAAUCAGGAGUGCUCAGGAUGGUGAGCCGCAUGUGGUGGGUAGAUCAGCAACUCCUCCUAGAUUAAGGAACCCACCACCUGAGGCACAGUCUCAAGUUGCAUGAGGAAGCAGCAUUUAAGAGAAUGGACCCUGUUUUUUUGCAUAACCUGGCUUGUCUCAUUCCCUUCGGUAAUGUAUAGUAACGUUCAUUCUCUCUUUCUCCCUCCCUUUCCCUCUUUCUUUCUAUCUAUCACUUCCUUGCCGGUAUAGCUCAAAAAAAAAAAAAAAAAUGCAGUCACUUCCUCGUUCGGGGAGAUAACAGCAGAGUGGAGCUGAAGCGAGUUCAGUGUGAGACGUGACUCCAACCGCCAGACAAGCCUGCACAGGCAGCAGCCAGAGGGAGCCGAAGCGGCUGCACAUCACUGUUCCUUCACUUGACUGGGGUCGCCUCGUCAACAUUGGUCAACCAGCAGCACCCACCCACCCACCACCAACGGACCACGCCCUCGCUCCCUCAGGACCUAAAGCCUCCGUCAACUGUUCCAAAACUGACAGCUCCGUCAUGGAAACAGUCAUGUGUUAGAGAAGGGGGACAGACGACCGAGAGGAUUCCCCCAGUGAGCGAGAAGAGAGAGAGAGAGAGAGAGAGAGAGAGAAAGAAAGAGUGAGAGAAAAGCUGAGCGGAGGCAAAAGUUGCUAUCACAGGAGCAGUAUUGGCAUCAAAGCAGGACCUGGCACCCAUACAACACAUGGGUUAAACACCCACAGGAGUACUACAGAGUGACUGUACCUCUACACUACACACACACACACACACAAGUAAACACACACACCUAAGGACUUAAUCAGCGAACACACACAUAAGCUGACUGAAACUGAGACAAACCAUACUGUUAGAGAAACACAGACACACACACACACACGCAGGCUGCCAUGGAUCGGCAGCAGAGCAAAGUGGAGCGUUUUCUGAAGCUGGGUUACUCCCACGCUGACAUCUUGCGGGUGCUGGACAGCCUCCGCCAUGACGCCCAGACCAAUGACAUCCUGGAGGAGCUCAUCAAAACCUGCCACAAGAGUACCAGCACCAGCCAAGCGUACAGCGCCGCGGGCAGCAGCCACUCCCGGACCAACGGGCAUCACAUGGGCACUGCCAAGACCUCCAGAGGCUCCAGCAGCAGCCCGCAGCUGGUGGCCAGAGGGUGCAGCCCUCCUCGGACGGUGUCACCGUCACACAGCCCCACGCCGGUGGACCGGAACCACGUCAGCAACUUCAGACCGGUAGUCAUCGACGGGAGCAAUGUGGCCAUGAGCCAUGGGAACAAACAGGUGUUUUCAUGUCGUGGGGUGCAGUUGGCUGUGCAGUGGUUUUGGGAUCGAGGCAUGCGGGACAUCACCGUGUUUAUACCCUUGUGGAGGAAGGAGCAGCCGCGACCUGAGACACCUAUUACAGAUCAACAUAUCCUAACUGAACUGGAACGGAAAAAGAUCCUUGUGUUCACGCCAUCACGCUGUAUCAAUGGCAAGCGGAUCGUGUGCUAUGACGACCGCUACAUUGUCAACCUGGCCUUCGAAUCAGACGGCAUCAUCGUGUCCAACGACAAUUACCGAGAUCUGCAGAUUGAAAAGCCACAGUGGAAGAAGUUCAUUGAGGAGCGCUUGCUAAUGUACACGUUUGCUAAUGACACGUUUAUGCCACCUGAGGAUCCACUUGGAAGGAAUGGGCCACCGCUUGAAAACUUUUUAAGGAAAAGGCCAACCGUGCCUGAAAACAAGCAGCAGCCCUGUCCCUAUGGGAAGAAGUGCACUUAUGGGGUGAAGUGCAAGUACUACCACCCAGAGCGUGCCGACCAGUCACAGCUGUCUGUGGCAGACGAGUUGAGAGCGAAGAGCAAGUCGGCCAUCGAGCAAGAACAGGCCCUGCACCAGGCCUCCAGCACCUCCUCGAACCUCCACCUUUACACGUCGGCUCUCAGCGACACAGGCCUGGCCGGCUACUCCCGCCCUGGGUACUUCCCCAGCAUAGUGCCUUGCAUGGGCCAAGAGGACCGGAGCUCCCCAGUGCUGCGCUCCAACAGCCCCAGAGGCACAGGAAGCCCAGCCCACCUGAACGGCUCGCUGCCCCCCUACGGCGGCUUCAGCUCAGACAGCGACCCAGGCUUCUGCUCCCUGGAGGCGUCCAUGUCGAGGAUGUUCAUGCAGGAGUCGCCGCAGCAGCUCGAGGGCCAGCAGGGCCGGUCUCUGGCCUUCAGCAGCGGAGUGGCCGGCUCCAGCCACGGCAGCGGAGACUUCUACUUGUCUGGCGACCCAAGGAAGGCCACCGAGGUCGGGGAGCACCUUGAGCAUUCACACAACACCGGUCUGGGCCUGCACAAGCCCGAGUGCUGCUACACUCCCAUGAUGCCACACUCUCACGGGACGUGCGGUCACGCUCACAUGGGCGCACCUGUAGCCCGCGGCCAGUGUUUGUACUGCCAGCCACAUCCCCACGGGCACACGCCAGCGCCAUCACACGGCCACUGCAGCGUCCGUUUCCACAGUCACGGGCCCCCCAUGGAGGAAGCACACCACCAGAGGCCGUACCGGGGUCAUAGGUCACUUGAGUUUGGAUGGGGUCAGACGCAGGCGGAGGUGGCUGCAGUGGGUAGACGCUCCAACUCCUCCUCCAGUGACAGGAGGGAGAUCAGGGCACAGCUGAGCACCAUUUUCCCGCAGAGCUCUGUUGAGCAGGUCAUGGGCCUCUACCCGCACGUCCACGACUUGGCCGAACUGGUGGCACUGAUACAGAAGUUCAAAACUAGCUUCUGAGAUGUCUUCUAUCAAACGCCUUUCCCUCUCUCGCAUCUGGACUCUCAGACGGAUGUUUCUUUCUCAGGUUUGUCUACGUGCUGUUUACAAUUUCAAAAACCAUAGUGCCCUUAAAGGCUCCUCCUGACCUUUGAACUCUGAAAGUCAUUCACUGUCAUUUCCUUUAUCCUGCUCAUUUUGAAAGCAGUUUUUUCUAUUUAGACCGUCCACACCGAAUGUGUUUUUUUUCAAUGUGAAUGUGCCAUGCACUUUAAAAAAAAAGUAAGGGGCAAUUAUGGCAGUAAACCCUGUUGGUUAUGUAAAAGCAUUAAUGAACUACUGUGUCAAAGCAACACAAUUGUUGUUUUUAGUUCCGUAGCCCCGAUGUGGGGAUUGCCAAAGCAUGUCACUGCCAUGAAACAGGUUGUUGAAUGGAAGAUUCACUGACAAUAAACAUGCAAUUGUUGAAAUUUA
Molecule: messenger RNA, 3649 nt
Organism: Clupea harengus (Atlantic herring)
Lineage: Eukaryota; Metazoa; Chordata; Actinopteri; Clupeiformes; Clupeidae
Cellular component (GO): nucleus; cytoplasmic ribonucleoprotein granule
Molecular function (GO): RNA endonuclease activity; mRNA binding; metal ion binding
Source: RefSeq, a predicted model, not a curated record